AUGACAUCCUACAAUAAUUUUCCUGCACCACAAGAACCACUGAACUCUACUGGUUACGCACCUAAUGUAGGCGCUUUUCAACCGGAUGCCCAGAGCUCAGGACCACAGAGGCUACGACGACAAAGGUUCGAGCAGUGGAAGAGGUGGCUCAGAAUUCUCAAGGGCAUUACCGGAACCUUCACCCUAAUCUUCAACGCUGUGAUGUUUGGCAUAAUGGUUUGGGUUAAUGCGAAGUACUAUUCCACCAAAGACUUGGUCAAAGAUGGAAAAAGUGCAUGGCCAACUCACGGAACGAAAGUCUGGCCUUCCAUUAUGCUUCUGGCUGCAUCUGGAUUCACGCUCGUAACAACAACCAUCAUUCUGAUUCGUUACUGUUGGAACAGGAAAAAGUCCUCCGCCAGCUGGAAGAUUACGCUAGGCAUAUACGCGGUACAUAUUACGUCGUGGAUCGCUGUGUCAACCCUUUACAGAAUCGAAAAAAGCUUGCAUGGAAACAACAAUGAUCUCUGGGGAUGGUCGUGCGCGAACCAGGCGAAUGCGGUACAAGUUGCGUUUAAUGGAACAAUCGACUUCAGCAAUCUGUGCUCCGCUCAGCUUGCGUUUGCCAUCGGCCACUUCUAUUUACAUCGGAAAGUGGAAGGACAAAAGCAGAAUUUGGCGGAUCAAGCUGGCGGGGCAACGAGUGAUCUCCUACAGAACAUCUUUUGA
Molecule: messenger RNA, 708 nt
Organism: Bacidia gigantensis
Lineage: Eukaryota; Fungi; Ascomycota; Lecanoromycetes; Lecanorales; Ramalinaceae
Exons: 2
Coding region: 1-708 (235 amino acids)
Source: RefSeq, a predicted model, not a curated record